UCUCCUUCACCGCUCUCUCCCUGUUCGCUCUCGUAGUGGCGUGUUGCGUCCUAACCCUCUCCGCCGCGUGCUUCCCUACCACGUGUUGUCGUACCGUCGCGCCUUAGCUGCCUUGCCUAACGUCGUAGCGUCAUCGCCUCCCAUCUCGAGUGGUCGUGCCUUCGCCGGACUGCCUUGCACCGUCGUGCCAUUGCUCCCCUUCCUCGCGUUGUCGCCUCCUGUCCACCCUUGAGUAUGGCUGGCUUCUCGCCUCUGCUCCCUUGAAGCUCCCGGAUGCUGCUGCUAGCCCCUGCUCCCUUGUAACUCGUUGCUCGUCGCCGCAUGCCGCCGCUCUUCCCACGCCGCAGCCCGCCGCCUUCAGAUCUGGCUCACUGCAUAAACCUAAUCUUUCAUCCACUCUCACCGAUUCAUCUUCUCAAGGUAUCCUUCCAGAGGCUGCUUUCAUUCACCUCACAACCAUAAGAAUCUAUGCUUCAGCGCACCACCAAGACAGACAGAUCAAAGAACGAAGAGUAAUAUGUUAAAGGCAAAGGUAUUCAAUGGCGCGAACGUGUUCAUGUCACGGAACCUGGUUCCGCCCGAGGUAUUCGACACUCUUCAUGAUGUGCUCAAAGACAACGGUGCACAAGUGCACCUCUGCUGCGACCCUUCCCGCAAUGGCCCCAAUGAUUACCAUGUCAUUUCUUGCAGUAAACAUGAGAAGUUUGAGGAUCUUAAAGCCAAAGGCUGCAAAUUGCUUGGUACAUGUUGAAAGACCCAGAUGUGUUCUUUCAUGUGCUAAAGAACUUAAGCCUUUGCCUAAAGUUGGAUUUACGUGUUGCCUUGCCAUGGAUGGUGUCAAAAUACUUGCAUCUGGCUUCGAUACCAAUGAGAAGCUUAAGAUAGAAGAGAUUGUGACUGAAAUGGGUGGUCUUCUACAUACUAAAGCAUCACUGGAUUUGAACUUUGUCAUUGUGAAAAAUGUUUUGGCUGCAAAAUACAAGUGGGCUUUGAAUAUACUGAAGAAACCAAUAGUUACCUAUGAAUGGUUAAAGCAAUGCUCAGAGGAGCAUCGUGUUGUUCCUCAGGAGUCAUACAAGGUCCUUCCUUUCUCCGGGUUGACGAUUUGUGUUACUGGGAUUCCAGCAGAUAAACGCAAAGAGAUUGAGAAGCUUACUUUACAAAAUGGUGGAAAGUACUCUGCAGAAUUGACAAAGAAGUGCACUCAUUUGAUUUCUGAUGCUCCUGAAGGUGACAAAUAUAAGGUAGCAAAACGUUGGGGCCAUAUUUAUACUGUGACGAGGAAAUGGUUUGAUCAAUCUAUUGCUCGAAGAGCAUGUCUGAACGAGGAGUCCUACCUAGUUCAGAAUGGACCUGUAUCUUCACAGAAAGUGAUUAAGGACAUAGAUGUACAGCAUAGCCAAGAAACGGAUAUUAGUAAAUUUCAAUCUGGAGUAUCCUCAGCUGUUACAGAUCCAAACAUGCCGGUUUCUUCUUAUGCUGAGUUUGUAGAUAAAAACCAAGAAGCUACAUGUUCAGAAUACACGUCUUCUUUUACAAAUGUUGCUACAUUUGUCAAAGAUACAAAUGCUGAAGCACCUCGAGGAAAGCCCAGUGAUGAAUUGAACCUUGAUGGCCCUGUUGCCAAUGAUUCUGAAUCUGAUGAUAAUGAUCUGUACUUAUCCGAGUGCAAAAUCUUUCUUGUUGGCUUUGAAGCUUCUGACAUGCGGAAACUAGUUAAUAUGGUGCGGAAAGGUGGAGGUUCCCGAUAUAUGUCUUUAAAUGCCAAGCUGACACACAUAGUUGUUGGAAACCCUUCAGAAUCGGAAAAGAAGGAUGUAAGGAGUCUUGCUGCUUUAGGUGUCAUUUAUGUUGUUAAAACGUCCUGGCUUGAAGAUUGUAACCGUGAAAAGAAAGAAGUCCCUGUUCUAAGGAGACACAUUGCAUCUGAUCUACUUGUUCCAAAAGGAAGCAUUGUCAAAGGAGCAUCAACAAGCAUGUCCAUGGUUCAAGGUAAAAGCUGUGGUUUUCCUAAAAGCUUGCAGAGUGCUCAGGUGGUGGGAGUUAUGGCCUCUGGAGGUGUAAAGCCAGUAUCUUUGGGGAAAGAUAAACUGGAUGUGGGUACAAGUGUUCACUCAUUCAGUAAAGCAAUGGGGCAAAAUCAACAUGCUUCUAAUAAGAUGACAGCUCCAAAGAUGACAGUGACACAACGUGAUCCCAGUGUAGAAUAUGUUAAGUCCACAACAGUUUUCAAAGGGAAAAUAUUUUGUUUCUCGGAUUUAUUUCCUGAAGAAAGGAGAGCUGAGGUCAUCGAAUGGAUACAUCAAGGGGGAGGACAAGUAAUAAGUGGGAAAGUAAAACAUGGUGUCCAUUUUACUGUUGAAUGUCAUGGUGUAACACCCAUGAUGGCAGCAAAUUCCCAAAGUACAUAUGUUUCGAGUCAUUGGAUACGAUCUUGCUUACAGGCCGGAUACCUAAUGGAUGUUGGCAGUCAUAUUCUUUAUUCUCCACUUUCCUGUCGCGUUCCCUUGCCCGGGUUUGAAAGCUUUCGGUUUUGUGUUUCGCAAUAUGAGGAAAAAGAAAGAAUUCUACUACGGAACUUGUGUUUUGUUUUGGGAGCUAAAUUUGUGGAGAAGUUAACGAAGAAGGUCAGCCAUUUGUUGUGUAAAUUCAAGAAUGGGCCCAAGUAUGAUGCUGCUUGUAAAUGGGGGAUCCGGUCAGUUACUGCCGAAUGGCUGUUUGAAUGUGUCAAACAGAAUGGAGUUGUUGCCAUAGACCAUUUUUUACCAAAAGAAGUCACUGCUCAAGAUCGGGAGGCAGGAAUUUGUACUGUGAGUCAAUUUCCUACUCAGGCCGUUCAAAUGAUAAGUGAUCUGACGUCCCAGUAUCCGAAUCAAUCACAAAAUUCGACAGACAAAGUAAAUAGAGGCAUAUAUAGCGGACUUGCCAGUAAUGGGACCGAUUUAAAAAUAUCAAAUAUUCAGAGCAAGAAGGCAAGGCUUGUGGAAGAUCCUGAUAAGGUGUCUUCUGCAGUAUAUUCAGGUAUUCAUCAUGUCAAUGGAAUGAAUUUUUCUGAAGACAAUACCGUAAAAGAUGCUGGACAGGUUCCUCAUGCUGUUCCUGAUGUUGCUGCUGCAAUUGAGGAUUUGUUAGAGGAGACAAGCAAGAUGCAUGAUCAGAGGUCACCAGGGAGUACAGGGCGUGAGAGAAGUAUCUAUUCAUCCGGUUGUACUAUCGUUUGUGAAGAGAAUUCCAAUCCUAAUGCUGUGUUUGGAUUGUCGAAACACUGGUUAAACAGAGGUGGCAGAAAAGAUGAUGAUGGUGAGGCUUCUCGAGACAGACAAGCUGAAACUUAUGAUCGUUUUAGCGAAACACAAACAGAAUCUCAGGUUGUUGGUUAUGAAGAGGAUUUGUCUGGAAGGCAAAUGCUUAUUGACAGAGUUCGAACUCGAAGUAGCGCACAAUAACGUCGGAACACCCCUUAACAAGCUUUUCGUCAAGAAUUUCAUCUUGUCCUUCGCUACUUGAGUAAAUAUAAGCAGUAGGUUAGCAUAGAAUGCCAAUUUGAAUUAUAUGUAUAUCAGUAUAUAUAUGAUUUGUUUGGCUUUGAGAAAUAGCACCCCUGAUGCCCAAGAAUUGUGCUGGAAACGUAAGAAGCAAAUAGUACAGAGCUACAGAUGUGGUUGAGAUAGGCAGAAUGCUUUUGAAUAAUUGCAUAGUAAUCUAUCAAAAAUAUUCACACAAGAUUUAAACGCUAAAAGAAAAAAAUUCACGAAAGAUUAAAAUG
Molecule: messenger RNA, 3766 nt
Organism: Arachis stenosperma
Lineage: Eukaryota; Viridiplantae; Streptophyta; Magnoliopsida; Fabales; Fabaceae
Exons: 18
Coding region: 540-3446 (968 amino acids)
Biological process (GO): DNA replication initiation; mitotic G2 DNA damage checkpoint signaling; mitotic DNA replication checkpoint signaling
Source: RefSeq, a predicted model, not a curated record